Messenger RNA from Myotis lucifugus (little brown bat), 2116 nucleotides. RefSeq names its product UDP-glucuronate decarboxylase 1 (gene UXS1). The record is from RefSeq and is a predicted model, not a curated record. Lineage: Eukaryota; Metazoa; Chordata; Mammalia; Chiroptera; Vespertilionidae. Gene Ontology annotation, molecular function: UDP-glucuronate decarboxylase activity; NAD+ binding. The transcript has 15 exons. Gene Ontology annotation, cellular component: cytoplasm. Gene Ontology annotation, biological process: D-xylose metabolic process. The coding region runs from base 505 to 1443 and encodes 312 amino acids.
UGUUUGGGGCAACUACGUUAAUAUGAGGUCUAUCCAGGAAAAUGGUGAAAUGAAACUUGAACGGAAGAUUGAAGAGAUUGUUGAACCACUUAGAGAGAAAAUAAGAGAUUUGGAAAAAAGACCGCUGUACCGAUUUUUUGGUAAUUUCCGAAUCUGCCGCUAUACCGCUGUACCUAAUUUUCGGUACUUUGCCUAGUAUGUGAAAAAAAUGCGUCACAAACUAAAAACCAACCAAUCGUGGUCAAACCUCAUGGUUAGCCAUUGCAAAUGGCUGCCCCCAUGUGUUUGAAUUGACUUUGUGUGAUUUGACGUGAAAAAAUUCUGAAAAUUCACAAUGAAACGAGCGGCUGAUGAACCAAGCACUUCAACAGGAAAGCGAAGGUUCAGGGCCUCAGCUUCACCCAGAAAUACCCACCUGUAAAAUUUUUAUCCGAAAAGGAUCGUAAAAGAAUUUUGAUAACUGGAGGAGCGGGCUUCGUGGGCUCCCAUCUCACCGACAAGCUCAUGAUGGACGGCCAUGAAGUGACUGUGGUGGACAACUUCUUCACUGGCAGGAAGAGAAACGUGGAGCACUGGAUCGGCCACGAGAACUUCGAGCUGAUCAACCACGAUGUGGUGGAGCCCCUCUACAUUGAAGUUGACCAGAUAUACCAUCUGGCCUCUCCAGCCUCUCCUCCAAACUACAUGUACAACCCCAUCAAGACGCUGAAGACCAACACGAUCGGGACGUUAAACAUGCUGGGGUUGGCGAAGCGAGUCGGUGCUCGCCUGCUCCUGGCCUCCACCUCGGAGGUGUAUGGAGACCCUGAAGUCCACCCUCAAAGCGAGGAAUACUGGGGCCACGUGAACCCGAUAGGCCCCCGCGCCUGCUACGACGAAGGCAAACGGGUUGCGGAGACCAUGUGCUACGCUUACAUGAAGCAGGAGGGCGUCGAAGUGCGAGUGGCUAGGAUCUUCAACACCUUUGGGCCGCGCAUGCACAUGAACGACGGGCGGGUGGUCAGCAACUUCAUCCUGCAGGCGCUCCAGGGGGAGCCGCUCACGGUGUACGGAUCUGGGUCACAGACCAGGGCCUUCCAGUACGUCAGCGACCUGGUGAACGGCCUGGUGGUCCUCAUGAACAGCAACGUCAGCAGCCCCGUCAACCUGGGGAACCCAGAAGAACACACCAUCCUAGAAUUUGCCCAGUUAAUUAAAGACCUUGUGGGUAGUGGAAGUGAAAUUCAGUUUCUCUCCGAAGCCCAAGAUGACCCGCAGAAAAGAAAACCAGACAUCAAAAAAGCGAAGCUGAUGCUCGGGUGGGAGCCUGUGGUCCCACUGGAAGAAGGUUUAAACAAAGCAAUUCACUACUUCCGGAAAGAACUCGAGUACCAGGCAAAUAACCAGUACAUCCCCAAACCAAAGCCCGCCAGAAUAAAGAAAGGACGGACGCGCCAUAACUGAGCACCUCACUCGGGACGGAGACGCCCUGUUUCACACUGAUGAGAUGUACUUUUUCUUUUUUCUUAAAGAGACUUACACAGGUGUCAUGAAGAACAAACUGGAAUUUUAUUCUGAAGCUUGCUUUAAAGAAAUGGAUGUGCCUAAAAACUCCCCUCAAAAACCUGCAAAUUUUGCCUUGCACUUUUUGAAAUCUGUCUUUUUAUGUAAAAUAGCAUCUCUGCGUAUUUUCAAGUUUUUUAUCUUGCUGUGAGAGCAAACGUCAUGACUGUCGUUGACAGUUUUAUUUACUGGUUUCUUUGUGAAGCUGAAAAGGAACAUUUAAUGGGGUGAAAAUGCCGAUUUUAUUUAUAAAAGUGGGACCUAAAAGUGAGACGUGAUACUAUGCAUAAAGCAAAGAACGAGCGAGCAGUGCUGUCGGGGUGGCCCUGGCAUUUCUUCUUUGGUGGAUGAAGAAUUCUGUCUGAGAGCUUUAUGUUUCUUUCAGUUCAGAAUUUUUCCAAGGUCCAGAUUUGAGUUGCAAACUUGACUUUGAACUAUUUCUGUCGGAUAUUUGAAAUCACUACUGUGUUGUGCUGCAUAUUUGGGGUGAGGUAGGGUGGGGGACAAAGUUAAGGUAUUGGUUAACAGUGGUUAAAUAUGCUAUUUUAAUAAAAUAUUGAAACUCACUUUUAAA